Lolium rigidum is the source of this 2739-nucleotide messenger RNA. Its product is annotated as G-type lectin S-receptor-like serine/threonine-protein kinase At2g19130. The transcript has a single exon. Gene Ontology annotation, molecular function: protein serine/threonine kinase activity; ATP binding. Lineage: Eukaryota; Viridiplantae; Streptophyta; Magnoliopsida; Poales; Poaceae. The coding region runs from base 63 to 2456 and encodes 797 amino acids. The record is from RefSeq and is a predicted model, not a curated record. Gene Ontology annotation, biological process: recognition of pollen; protein phosphorylation.
CGAGCACCCAUCCUAUAUUUGCAGCCUCUUCAUCCGCACACUUGCCUCCUCUUCAGUUCAUCAUGCCUCUCCUCAUUGUUUUCACCUUGCUCUUGUACCUAUGUAUCCCAGCAAGUUCUACCACGACGGACACCAUCUUGGCAGGCCAAGCAGUUGGCGUCAACAACAAGCUCAUCUCCAAAAAUGGCAGGUAUGCUCUUGGCUUCUUCGAAACAAGCGACAAAUCCCUUGGAAACACGAAUAACUGGUACCUCGGCAUAUGGUUCAAUACAGUCCCCAAAUUUACUUCUGUAUGGGUUGCAAAUAGAGACAAUCCAAUAAAAAACACCACCUCAUUGGAGCUCACAAUCUCUGAGGAUGGCAACCUUGCCAUCUUAAGCCGAUCCACCAAGUCCAUGAUCUGGUCAACACAAGCAAAUAUCAAAAGAAAUAACACCACCGCUGUGCUGUCGGAUAGUGGAAAUCUCAGACUGACUAACUCUUCAAACUCAUCAGAAGUUUUGUGGCAGAGUUUUGAUCAGCCAACAGAUACAUUUUUCCCAGGGUCAAAGCUUGGAUGGGACAAGGUCACUGGCCUGAACCGCCGUAUAGUUUCUUGGAAGAACUUGGUCGACCCAGCUACCGGUGUGUAUUGCUAUGAGGUAGACCCUAGUGGUGUUGACCAGUUAUUGCUUGCACGACUGGACCACUCUGUACCAUAUUGGUCCAGUGGUGCAUGGGAUGGCAAAUCCUUCGCCAUGGUUCCAGAGAUGGCACGAAACGUUAGAUGGAUUUCAAAAUUUGUCCAUAAUAUUGACCAUGAGAGGUACUACACAUAUAGCUUACUAAAUGAAAAAGCGGUUACUCGUCAUGUAAUUGAUGUCUCCGGUCAAUUAAAGGUGUUCGUUUGGUUCGAGGGCUCAAAGGAUUGGCAAAUGGUCUUCGCCAAACCAAGAACUCCAUGUGAUGUCUAUGCGGUUUGUGGACCUUUCACAAUUUGCACUGAUAAUCCACUUCUAGAUUGCAAGUGUAUGAAGGGCUUCACCAUCACAUCCCGUAAGGACUGGGAGGUAGAAGAUCGAACCGGUGGGUGCUCGAGAAAUACUCCAUUAGACUGCAGUAGCAACAAAAGCACAACACAUACCACAGACAACUUCUACUCUGUAUCAUGUGUUAGUUUGCCACACAAUGCCACAAUAGUAGAGGCUGCUAAAAGCAAGAGUGAGUGCAAACAAUUUUGCCUGAAUAAUUGCUCUUGCACAGCGUAUUCCUUUAGCAACAAUGGAUGUUCUAUCUGGCAUAAUGAAUUGCUCAACACAAGACAGGUACAGUGUGGUGUCAGUAUCUAUGCAAACGGAGAAACUCUUUACCUUCGCCUUUCUGCUAAAGAUAUCCAAAGUUUGAAAAACAAGAGAAAAGGGAUCCUUAUUGAAGUUGCAGUUGGUACAGGUGUUUCUGCCCUUGGCUUAUUCGCACUCAUCCUCCUACUAAUGUUUUGGAGCAACAAACAGAAGAGGUCUGUCCGCAUAGUGCAUGAUGCUCAAGGUUGUAAUGGAAUCAUUGUAUUUCGAUACACUGAUUUAUACCGUGCAACAAAAAAUUUCACAGAUAAGUUGGGGAAAGGCAGUUUUGGUUCUGUAUUCAAGGGGUUCAUAAACGAUUCAGUUUCCAUAGCAGUGAAGAGGCUUGAUGGUGCUUAUCAAGGAGAGAAGCAAUUCAGAACAGAAGUGAGCUCGAUUGGAGCCGUUCAGCACAUCAAUUUAGUUAAGCUUGUUGGUUUCUGUUGUGAGGGUUCUAGGAGGUUGCUUGUUUAUGAACACAUGUCAAACCGCUCUCUUGAUAUCCAUUUAUUUCGAGCCAAUCCUAUGAUGUUGAAUUGGACUGCUCGUUAUAAGAUAGCCCUGGGAGUUGCCAGAGGAUUAGCCUACUUGCACGAGAGCUGUCGAGACUGCAUCAUACACUGUGAUAUUAAGCCAGAAAACAUACUUCUUGAUGCUUCAUUCCACCCGAAAAUUGCAGACUUUGGGAUGGCAAAGCUUUUAGGAAGGGAUUACAGCCGAGUCUUGACUACAAUUAGAGGAACUGCAGGGUACCUUGCACCUGAAUGGAUUACUGGCGUUCCUAUUACACCAAAAGUUGAUGUUUAUAGCUAUGGGAUGGUGUUGCUGGAAAUGAUAUCUGGAAGAAGGAACUCGUGUGCACCAUCUUCUAGUGGUGGCAACCUUGAUGUUUAUUUCCCUGUGCAUGCCACACAUAAGCUUCUCGAAGGAGAUGUGGAGAGUUUGCUAGAUAACAAAUUACAGGGUGGUGUCAAUCUUGACGAGGCUGAGCUGGUUUGCAAGGUUGCAUGUUGGUGCAUCCAAGAUAAGGAGUUUGAUCGACCAACAAUGGGAGAGGUGGUUCAGAUUCUCGAGGGUCUAGUUGAUAUCAGAAUGCCCCCGAUACCAAGGCUACUUCAAGCUAUUGGUCGAAGCUAGCAUUACACGUGCUCGUUACCUUUUUUUUCAAGCAAAACUAGCUCGAUUGAAUGCCUAGGUGUUACGAUUAAACACCAGACUUAUGUUUAUAUUUGAAGUGAGAGUUGUAUUUACUAUACAAAUGUGAUGCUUGUAACCAGAAAUAUAGUUGUGUUAGUUACAACAUUGUAACUCUUUUGAUGUACUCUUGAAAAAAUGCCCAGUAUAAUGUUAGCCAUGAAAACAGCAGUUUGUAAUUACUGACUCUGUUAUGGUCCCUAUAUGCUUUUAAAAUAUAUUAUUG